Molecule: messenger RNA, 5148 nt
Organism: Musa acuminata AAA Group (dessert banana)
Lineage: Eukaryota; Viridiplantae; Streptophyta; Magnoliopsida; Zingiberales; Musaceae
Product: protein NETWORKED 1D-like
Exons: 7
Coding region: 363-5012 (1549 amino acids)
Molecular function (GO): actin binding
Source: RefSeq, a predicted model, not a curated record
UGUUCUACUGUUUUCUCCGUUCAUGUGUGCACCCUUUGCUUCUUUCUGCCAGCGCUAGAAGUGCUUCUACAUGGUGUGAUGAAUAUACAUGCAUAUACAUAGAGAGAGAGAGAGAGGAGAAGAUGGGUUGAGGGUGACCGAGAAGAGGAGGUAGCUGGAGGGGAUUUCAUCAAUCACCAGCUGCUUCUCGGAGUCCACUCCAUGUCUGCUUGGUGGUAAUAGUUCCCCUGCUUAAGCAAAGAUGUUAGAGAUUAUCCUGGUAUCCACCUCUCCAUUUUGCUAGAUAGACUAAAGUACAUCGGAAUCAGAAUUAGAACCACCAGAUUUCACUUCAGCUUUGGUAUCCCUGUGAAGUGGGAUCGAUGGCAAACUUCUCACAUGUUGAACCAAUACACCUGUACUCAUGGUGGGGCAGUCAUAUCAGUCCAAAUAAUUCCAAAUGGAUUCAGGAGAACCUUAAAGGAUUGUGCUCUUUCCUUCUCACCAAACUAAUGGGUAUGAACGACAAGGUCAAAGCAAUGAUCAAGCUCAUAGAAGAAGAUGGUGAUUCCUUUGCACGGAGAGCAGAGAUGUACUACAAGAAGCGCCCUGAGCUUAUGAAUUUGGUGGAGGAGCUCUAUUGGGGGUAUCGUGCUUUAGCAGAAAGAUAUGAACACUCGACUAGAGCACUCCGCCAUGCUCAUCAAACAAUGGCAGAGGCAUUCCCGAACCAAAUCCUGUCAUCGAUUCCAGAUGAGUCACCUUAUGGCUUAUCUGGCAAUGAGGUUAAGCCACACAGUCCUGAAAUGCUUUUACCAGUUCGUUCACUAAUUCAAUCUGAUCAAUUUGACUCGGAUGCAAAAGGAAGUCAUAGGUCACACUCUGAAGAGAGUGAUCAAUUUUCCAGCAAAAAAGGUUUGAAACAAUACAAUGAAAUGCUUGCGACUGGUAAGGGGGAGGAAGCACAUGCAAAUUCAUCUGAAAGGAAGGUAAAAGGUGUAAAACCUUUGGAGGAAGAAUCUAAGUGUGCUAAUAAUGCUGAAAAUGAAGUUCAAAGCUUGAAGGGAACCCUAUCUAAAUUAAACUCUGAGAAAGAUGCAGCUCUUCUUCAAUACCAGGUUUCUCUUGAAAGAAUAUCUAGUCUGGAACUUCUGCUUUCAAACACACAACAUGAUUUGCAAAAAAACAGUGAUGGCUUGGUAAAGGAAGCCAAGAAACUCAAACAUGCUGAAGAGCUUAAUCGAUCUCUACAAUUGGGUUUGGACACACUAGAGAAUAAAGCAAAAUUGCAAGAACAUGAAAUUAACCAGAAGCAGGAGGAGUUGGAGAAACUCCAAACUACCUUACAAGACAAGUACCAGCAAUUCUUGGAAGCUGAAAUGGCUCUUGUUUCAAGUGAAAAGAAGUACAUCAAAACUCAGGAAGAGGCAAAGCUUUUAGGUCAGGAGUUUCAGAAAGGGAUUGAGAAAUUGAGAAACAUGGAACAACGUAAUAUGGGUUUAGAGGAACAAAUAUGCAAGCUUAAGGACGAAAUUAACAGUUUAAAUGAACAAAAUCUUCAUUCUACAUUGAUGAUAAAUGGUCUUCAAGAUGAUAUACUUUUGUUGAAGGAAAAGAAAAAAGAACUUGGGGAUGAAAUUAGGCUUCUCUUAGGAGAAAAUAAAGUUAUUAGCCAAGAACUUUAUUAUCUGAAAGAAGAAAAAAAUGAUUUCGAAUGGAGGUAUGAAGAUCUAAUGGAAAAAAUGCAGGCUGUCAUCAUAUUUUCAGAAUCCCUUAAGGCAGCCAUCAAGGAUUUGCAAAAUGGAAAUUGUGAACUGAAAGAAGUCUGCAAGAAAUAUGAGGCUGAGAGGGAGCUUCUUGUGGAGAAUCUGAAAGAUAUGGACAAAGUCUCUGAGAAAAAUAUUGUCUUAGAAAGGUUUCUCUCAGAUGCAAAUGUUGAGUUAGAAGCUUUAAGAGAGAAGGUUGUAGCACUAGAAAAAUCACAGGAGUCUCUAAAAGGUGAAAUUUCCAUAUAUGUUAAUGAGAGGACUUCAGUUGCCUCUCAGUUCAAGAUUCUUAGCGAGAAUCUGCAGGUGCUUUCAGCAAAAAAUACCUUUUUGGAGAACUCUCUAUCUGAUGCAAGCAGGGAAGUAGAGGGUUUGCGGUCAAAAGUGAAAAAACUUGAAGAAUUGUGUCAGUUUCUUGAUGAUCAGAACUCGGGUCUUCUUGCUGAGAAGUAUGCUCUUGUAUCUCAGGUGAAAAGUGUUACCACAAAUCUGGAAAAUGUGGAACAUAGAUUUGAAGAACUUAAGGACGAGUACCUGAGCUUCUCAAGAGAAAGAGAUCUGAUGAUCAAUCAAGUCAAGGAGCUUGGAGAUAUUUUGAAAAUAGAAAAACAACAGCGUGAUACUAUUACCCAAUCAUACAAGCAUCUCCUAGGCACUUCAGAGAACCAAAUCUCUCUCCUGCAAGAGGAAAACCAACACAAAGAGAAGGAACUUCAAGCUGAACAGCAUAAUCUUAUCAGGGAACUGAUGGAAAAUUUCAUCUUGGGAAAGUGUUUAUCUGAUUUGAAAGAAAGGAAUUUGGUUCUUUCUCUUGAAGGUCAGAAGUAUCUAAAGGCUUGUAGAAAUGCAGAGACACUCGUUUCAAAACUUGAGCAGGAAAAGCUCAUCUACAUGAGAAACAUAAUGUCAUUGACAAGGCAUAGUGAGAAAUUAAGUGACAGGAUCCAUCUUCUGUAUAAAGCACUUAACUUACACAAAGAAUUUAUUUCUGUGGAAGAAAUCCAGGAUGAAGUCUGCCUAGAUAUAAUUCUCAGUGAACUUGAAAGAUUACUGAAUUCUGCUUCAGAAGCAGAGAGUAAUUAUCAACAGUCGCAACUUGAGAGAUCAGUUCUUGUUACUUUAAUGAGGAAUACAGGAUUAGAUGUGAUCAAUCUUAGAUUGCAGACAUAUUCACUUGAAAGGGAGCUUGAAAUGAAAAAUGAGGAACUAUUUGUGUUGGAACAUGAGAAACAUGAACUCCUAGAAAGGAAUGAACAAGUAAUGAGAUACAUGGAAGCAAGCAACCAAAGAGAAGAAGUAUUGAAGACUGAGAUCAAGGUCCUGCACAUGCAGUUAGCUGAUAUGCAAGAGGAUAACCGGACAGCACGAUGUGAACUCGUCAAGCUACUUGACGAAAAGAUGAGUCUGUCACAAGAAUUUUACAACUUAAGGCAGCAAUACAAUAUUUUGGGAGAGGAGCAUAAUGAAGUUCUUGUGGAGGCCAUGCAGCUGGAUCAUCUUUAUUCAUUCUUCAAGAGUCUUCAUGCUGAGAGAAUCAUGGAGUUGAAGUCCCUUGGUUGUGAUCUGGAUUCUCUUCAUGUGAUUAAAAAUGAUCUUUCCAGUGAGAUUAGCAGACUAAAUGAGAAAAGGAAGGUGCUUGAAGUGGAAAAGAUGCACUUUUCAGACUCCAUUACCUAUCUGGAAGAAGAGCUGAGAAAUCACCUAUUGAUUUCAGAGUUUGAUCUGAACACUGUUACAAUAUUAUUUGAAGAAUUAGAUCUUCAAGUAGAAACAAAAAAAAAUGAAUUGAUAGAGAAAGAAAAACUACUAUCAGAAUCAAAUAAGAAGGUUAAGUCCACUCAAGAGAAGAACAUGGAAUUGAACAGACUCCUUGAGGCUCUUCAGCUAAAUAACAUUGAGACCAAACUAACUCAGAAAGAGAUGCAGAAAAAGGUUUCAAAUUUAUCUCAAGUUGUAACUGCUAACUAUGAGGAGAUUAGAUUUCUUGGUGAAGAAAAUAAGAUAAAGCAGAGGGACAUUGAUGAAAUGCAUAGAAGUGUUGAAGUUCUUGUAUCCAGGGAGGAGCAGCUGACCUCAGAGCUUCAGAAAAGAAAAAGUGAGAUUGUGCAAUGUGAAGGGGAAUUAACAGCAAAGUUGAACGAUAUCCAUUUUUUAACAGUUUAUGCAGCACUGCAGGAUGAGAAGGUUCAUGAGCAAAUAGUAGAAGGCGAGAUCAGUGCUAUGGUGCGAAAAGAGAUACUAGCUGCUGAACUCUCUUUAAGCAAGAAAUUAAUGGAAGAGCUCAAGAAUAAGCUUCAUGACCUGGAGGGAGAAAAUAGAGGACUGAAGGCUAACUUAGAUAUUUACUUGUUCAUGCUAAAAUCUCUAUGGGAUGGUGUUGCCUCCAUUGAAGAGCAAAUCAUGUCAAUUUCAAAGCUUCAACUAUUGAUCAAGCAUGCAAAAGAGGAUAUGUCCUUGAUGUCUCACCAGUAUUGUGAUAGCAAUCAACCAAAUGAAAAACCUAUGGGCACAAAAGCAGCUGGAGUUCUGCUGAUGGAGAAGUUGAUCGAUAAAGUCAUAGUUCUUCAAAAGGUGAUCAUAGAUAUCACAAAUCUUCUAGAGCACGAAAGGCUCGACUCUGGUGCUAGUUCAGAGGCAGCAAGGAAAGAAGUUGAAAUAUUAAAGACAAAGGCACUUCCGGUGCUAAUCCAUGAUGCACAGAGCAUCGAUAAGUUAGAUCUACACCAAAGAUCUUUGGAAUCCAAACAGGAAUGGAACAAGAGAGUCCUCAGAAGACUUGAUUCUGAUGCACAAAGACUAUCAGACCUUAAAAGAAGCAUAGGGGAGUUGAACAAGAGGAUGAGCUCUCAAAAGGAAAAGCUCCCUGCAAGUUAUGGGCACGAUAUUAUCAAAGAACAGUUGAAGGAGACCGAAGGAUCCAUGUUGGAGCUGAUCGAUGCCAAUUCCAGAUUGAAAAUGAUGGCCAAAGACUGCUCUUCUCAUGAUGAUAGAACAAUUGGACCUGAAGAUAAAUGCGACGCUGAAAGAAGGCAAAUUUCAGAACAGGUAAAGUUGCGAUCAGAGAAGGUUGGAAGGUUGGAGCUUAAACUGCAGAGGAACCAACAUGUCUUGAUGAGAAUUGAGGAAGAAGUGCAUGAGAACAGGCAAGGUAAAACUGCAAGAAGAAAUAGAGUAGCUUUGAGGGACUAUCUCUAUGGGAGGAGAGACAACUACAUGCAUAGAAAUGUAAGUCUCUUGUGUGGCUGUAUUAGGAUUUCUGGUAGUUAAUCUUAAUAACAACAAUAAUAAUAAUAGUGAGCAUACAAAACUUGAAAUAUGCUUUCUUUUAUAAAAUCUCAUACAAAUUGUGUGGAAUUUAUACUCACUACAUCAGUGAGCUAUAUAAAGAUCUCAAUUUGUCUUC